AUUCGAACUCUGAAUUAUGUAUCACUCCUCCCUCACGUCACUCCGUCUCCAUUACAAACAACUCCCAUUGCCGGAAAACUCAAAACACUUGAUAAUCCAUGGCCACUGCCGCCGCCGGUCCCGCCUUUGCCUUCUCCGCCGUCACUAUCCGUGGUAAUUCUUCUGCCAGACUUUCCGGUUUCGAUUUUUCAUAUUCAACGAUUCCUCAGCUUUCUCCGUUCAAGUCGUCUUCACCUCACCUCGCUUUCUCUCCCCGUGGAUCAUCUCAUUUUGUUAGAAAGAACAUUUUUCAAGCUUCCAUUGAUGGUGUCGACUCACUGGGUGUAAGCUCUUUGGAUGCUGAUAAUAUUCCUACUCCAAUUGUUUUAAUUGAUCAAGGUUCAGAUCCAUCUGCAACUAUUGUACAUGUUAGCUUUGGUGAUCGUCUUGGUGCCCUCAUUGAUACGAUGAAGGCGUUGAAGGAUCUAGGCUUAGAUGUAGCAAAAGGAACUGUUACAACUGAAGGAUCAGUCAUUGAAACAAAAUUCUUUAUUACUCGAUUAUCAACCGGACGAAAAGUUGAAGAUCCUGAUCUCUUGGAGAGAAUCAGAUUGACCAUCAUAAACAAUCUGUUGAAGUAUCAUCCGGAGUCUAGUGCACGACUUGCAAUGGGGGAGGCUUUUGGCAUACAAGCUCCAGUCAAGAAGUUUGAUAGAGAUAUAGAGACUCAUAUACACGUCAAGGAUGCUGGGCCUAAAAGAAGCUUGCUGUGUGUAGAGACAGAAGAUAGACCUGGAUUGCUUCUAGAAAUUGUCAAGAUAAUGGCUGAUGUCAAUGUUACUAUGGAAUCAGCAGAAAUUGAUACUGAAGGGUUGAUUGCAAAAGAUAAAUUUCACGUUAGCUACAGAGGGGCAUCUUUAAACGAUUCUUUGUCUCAGGUGUUGACGAAUUGCCUACGCUAUUACCUUCGAAAGUCAGAAACCGAUGAAGACAGCUACUAACUAGGGGAGCACACGUGUGUCUUCCAUGCAUUAUGCAUGCUAUCUGUAAAAUUACACAAAACUCCCUGUGCUUGUUUUUGUACACAUAUUUCAGAAUCAUGAAUGUGUUCAAGAAGAUAUCCAUUCCAUUAAAAAUCAUCAUAUUGUGACACUAGUUUAUAACUAUAUCUGGAUUAUAAAAGUAAAAUAUCAAAUAAUAUGGUUCAGGAAGA
Lactuca virosa is the source of this 1192-nucleotide messenger RNA. NCBI's taxonomy places the organism in Eukaryota, Viridiplantae, Streptophyta, Magnoliopsida, Asterales, Asteraceae. The record is from the annotation of a GenBank genome assembly.